Xyrauchen texanus (razorback sucker) is the source of this 3823-nucleotide messenger RNA. RefSeq names its product sodium/hydrogen exchanger 3-like. Gene Ontology annotation, cellular component: brush border membrane; apical plasma membrane. Gene Ontology annotation, biological process: proton transmembrane transport; regulation of pH; sodium ion transport. Lineage: Eukaryota; Metazoa; Chordata; Actinopteri; Cypriniformes; Catostomidae. Bases 239 to 2737 code for a protein of 832 amino acids. The record is from RefSeq and is a predicted model, not a curated record. The transcript has 17 exons. Gene Ontology annotation, molecular function: sodium:proton antiporter activity.
CUGCCCUGAUUGCACCACUGCUCUCUCCUGGACCACAAAGUCUGAGAGAGGACUGAUAGAAAGGUAGCAGGUGAACUAAGGAGGAAUAAUCUUUGAAAAUGAGUACAGAUUUGAAGAAAUACUAAAAGUACAAUACUUUGUCUCAUCAAGAACUUUUAGCAGGACAACUAUAGAACUAUAGAACCCACAAUCAGGAGUUGAUAAUGAUCUUAUAAAGCAUCUUUAUCAUUUCAUCGCAAUGCCAAGUUCUACUUACCUGUGCCUGUUGAGGGUUUUCCUGGUGUGUUUUGUUAACCAUUUAAUCCAAGGAAUAAGUGCAGAUGCAAACCAGUGCCAGAGCUCUCGUCAUCGACUGGAACCAAAUCUAACUGGACUUCCGAUUGUCACUUUCGAAUGGCAUCAUGUGCAGACCCCAUAUCUGGUAGUCGUGUGGGUAUUUGUGGCUGGCUUGGCAAAACUAUCAGUGAUUGAAAUAAACCACCAUGUCACCAGUGUGAUCCCAGAGAGUGGAAUGCUCAUCAUACUGGGAUUUAUCUUAGGAGGCAUCGUCUGGGGAGCAGACAAAGCACAGACUUUCAGACUGCAACCUCCCACUUUCUUCUACUACUUGUUGCCCCAGAUCAUCUUGGAUGCAAGUUACUUUAUGCCCAACAAGCUAUUUUUCAGCAACCUGGGAGCCAUUCUUAUUUAUGCCAUCAUCGGAACUUGCUGGAAUGCAGCUGCCGUGGGCCUCUCACUAUGGGGCUGCUAUGAGGCUGGAGCAAUGGGUGACCUGGACAUUGGCCUUCUACAAUUCCUAUUAUUUGGCAGUCUAAUCGCCGCAGUGGACCCAGUGGCGGUGAUUGCCGUUUUUGAGGAAGUGCAUGUAAACGAGGUGCUCUUUAUCCUGGUUUUUGGAGAGUCGUUGCUUAAUGAUGGAGUCACAGUAGUGCUUUACAAUGUAUUUGAUGCCUUUGUUUCUCUUGGAGGUCCAAGGAUUGAUGCUGCAGAGAUUUUCAAGGGCAUAUUUUCAUUUUUUGUGGUGGCAUUUGGAGGCUCAUUUCUCGGCAUUGUAUUUGCCAUCCUGCUGUCCCUGCUGACCAGAUGCACCAAGAACAUACAAAUCAUCGAAGCUGGCUUCGUCUUUGUGGUGGGAUACUUGUCUUACCUGACAGCAGACAUGCUCUCCCUCUCUGCAAUACUUUCAAUCACCUUCUGCGGUAUUUGCUGCCAGAAAUAUGUGAACGCCAACAUGGAUGAGAAAUCAGUUACAACAGUUCGUCAUGCCAUAAAAGUGCUUGCGAACGGCUCCGAGACAAUUAUCUUUUUAUUCCUGGGCAUUACAGCAAUCGAUAGUGUUAUCUGGGUGUGGAACACUGGCUUCAUCCUCCUCACCCUCCUCUUUGUGUUUAUUUACAGGAUCAUAGGUGUUUUCUUCCUUACCUGGACCUUAAACAAGUUUAGACUGGUUCCCAUUGAAGUCAUUGACCAGGUUGUGAUGAGCUAUGGUGGCCUGCGAGGAGCAGUGGCGUAUGGAUUGGCAGCCAUGCUAGAUGAGAACAAGAUAAAAGAGAAGAAUCUCAUGAUUAGUACCACCCUCAUUGUGGUGUAUUUCACUGUCAUACUUCAGGGAAUCACGAUGAAGCCAUUGGUUCAGUGGCUUAAGGUCAAAAGGGCAGCUCAUACAGACUUGAAACUUGUUGAAAAACUGAACAACAGGGCAUUUGAUCACAUACUUGCAGCAGUGGAGGACAUUUGUGGACGUAUAGGAGACAACUGGUGGACCAGAAAUUGGAACAGGUUUGAAGAAAAGUAUAUCAGCUGGUUAUUGAUGAAACCUAAGGCCAGAAAAAGUAAAGACUAUCUCUUUAGUAUCUUUCACAAACUGAAUCUCGAGGAUGCCAUGAACUAUGUCUCUGAGGGUGAGCGCCAAGGUUCUCUGGCCUUCGUUCGUAGUGAUGAAGCUGCCAACAUAGAUUUCAAAAAGCAGUUUGGUUCGGAAUUUGCAGAUGCCAUGCCUGAUAUAAUGGUCGAUAUGUCAAAUUACGAGUUUGGGAUUGAAAAUAUUACCUCCAUCGUAAAAGACAGUGUUCCAUCAGUAUCCCUGGACAUCCAUGAGCAAGACAUGAAAAAUUUGGUGGAUGACUUCAAUGCCCAUCAUCUUCUACAGCAGCACUUAUACAGGAGCAGAAAGCAUCAUCGUCACAAAUACAGUCGCAGUCACUUUAGCAUCAACCAGAGUGAGGAUGAAGUGCAGGAGAUCUUCCAGAGGACCAUGAGGAGCCGCCUUGAGUCCUUCAAAUCGGCUAAAAUGGGUGUCAACCCUGCCAAAACACUUACUAAGCAUCACAAGAAGGAGCAAACACAUAAGAUGUCUAAUGGACAUCCAGAUGGCACAGGCUAUCCAAAUGGAGAUGAAGAUGACAAUGUGUUUGUUGGUAGUGAGACCAGUUCCAUGAGUGGUUAUUUCACACGAGACACAUAUAUAGUGGGAGCUGGCAUAGAGAAUCCAGCAUUCAUGCCAGAUAUGGGCACUCCAAUGCAAAGCCCACCCUGGCUUAUGGAGAUCGAGAUGGACACAUCUGUUGCACCCUCCCAGAGAGCCCAGCGACACCUGCCCUGGACACCCACCAGGCUACGGCGUCUUGCACCGAUGAGGAUCAGCAACUGUUCGACAGACUCCUUCCUUAUGGCUGAUGUGUCUUUAACUCUGGAUGUGCAUGAGGAACAGCCUCAAAGAGACAAUGCAGAAAUGUGAUGAGUCCAUGACUAGAUGCUUCAGGAUGAUAAUGCCGCAUGACAAAAUGUACAUAUUAAGCUGUUCCAAAGACAAAGCAGUGCCUGCACAGUCCAUGGUUUCCAGUCCAUAACAAAAUAUAAAAAAUGAGGUGGAACUGGAGAUUUGCUGCAUGAAAUCCUGUACAAUAUGCCAGAUGCUAAUUAAUUUACAUAGACCAAAAUUCCAAAGGAAUGUUUCUGGCACCUUUUUGAAUCCAUUUGGACAAUCCUGUAAGCAACACAAGGUAGCUACUACUGAAUGUUUUAAAACAGCAAUACAGAAGCAUGUUGUUCUAUGCAAGUGAUGCAACAGCCAUUUUCCACUUCUGUAUGUUUUGUCAAAUUAAAAAAAUGGUCUUUCUGCACUACAACAAGAGUUUACACUACUGGUCAAAAAGUUUGAAACACUUAUUCUUUAUUUGAAUUUCUUUCUUCACAUUUUAGAAAAAUAGUUAAGUCAAUGUCAUUCAAAAGGAAUAACAUAAAUGGAAAUAUGGGAAUUAUGUUGUGAAUAAACAAAAUCCAAAAUAAAUAAAAACAGUGAUAUAUUUUAGCAUCUUCAAAGUUGUCACCCUUUGCCUAGAAUUUGCAGACAUGAACUCUUGACAUUUUCUCAAACAACUUUGAGGUAUCACCCCGAGAUGCUUUUAAAACAGUAUUGAAGGAGUUUCCAUCUAUGUUGGGCACUUAUUGGCUUCUUUUCUUUAUUAUUUGGUCCAAGUCAUUAAUUUCAAAAACUUUUAUUUAUUUAUAAAAUUGUAGUUUUAUAAUGAAAUAAAUUAAUAUAUUUUUCUGUACAAAACUAAUUUCAAACAUUUAAGCAUACGCCUUCAGAUCAAAAGAUUUUUAAGAUCACGAGAAACAUUUCAGUCAAGUGACCCCAAACUUUUGACCGGUUGUGUAUAUACUGAGUGGUGACAGUUUUUUAGUUCGCAUGUAUUGCAGGUGUGCUGUGAAUUGUUGAAAAUACUUUUGAGCAUGGUGAGGUCAGUCAAAACAUUUUAAAUCUAGCGUUUCCUAGUAUUAAAAUCAUGUUUUUGAUCUCCGUCCAUAUAAUAGUGGUUUC